Messenger RNA from Chondrus crispus (carragheen), 453 nucleotides. RefSeq lists its product as hypothetical. The record is from RefSeq and is a predicted model, not a curated record. Lineage: Eukaryota; Rhodophyta; Florideophyceae; Gigartinales; Gigartinaceae. The transcript has a single exon. Bases 1 to 453 code for a protein of 150 amino acids.
AUGGCGUCGCGAAGAAGAAGCUCAAGAAGCCCGUGCGCGCAAAACACGACCGCCCCCACGCGGCCCUGGUCGGCGUUAUGCAGCCAGGCGCCGCGUUUGCCAACUUUGCAAAGCUUAAUUUGGCCUCGCUUAGGAGGUACAGGAGCGUGUAUAAGCUCAAUGUCGAUAAGGAUUGCUCCAAGGAUGAGCUGGUCGGCGCUGUCAAGACCCACUUUGAUAAGACAAAGGUGGACGAGACCGAGGUUAUAUCCAACUUUGUGCGCCACAUCGCGAGGCGUGGCGGGCCGGCCGCGAGCGAUUGACAAAGGAGCGCAGGGCGGGUUGGACGGCCCUUUUUCUUUUUUUCUUGUCGUCGCGUUUGGGUUAUUUUCGUUUUCUGCUCCCCAGUGUCUAGAGUUUCUGGCGCCCCUUCUUCACUGUGUAAUUAACACCGCGCGCCGCUGUAUGUACUGA